AUGCAGAAGGGGAUGCGGCUCAAUGACGGGCACGUCGCCCACCUGGGGCUGCUGGCGAAGAAGGACGGGGCCCGGCGCGGAUACCUGAGCAAGCGGAGCGCCGACAACACGAAAUGGCACACCAAGUGGUUCGCGCUGCUCCAGAACAUGCUCUUCUACUUCGAGACCGACUCCAGCUCCCGGCCCUCGGGGCUCUACCUGCUCGAGGGCUGCGUCUGCGACCGCGCGCCCUCCCCCAAGCCCCCCCUCUCGGCUAAGGACUCCCUGGAGAAGCAGCACUACUUCACCGUUAACUUCAACCACGAGAACCAGAAGACCCUGGAGCUGCGGACGGAGGAUGCCAAAGACUGCGACGAGUGGGUGGCAGCCAUCGCUCAUGCCAGCUACAGGAACCUGGCGACAGAGCACGAGGCGCUGAUGCAGAAGUACCUCCAUCUCCUGCAGAUCGUGGAGACUGAGAAGACUGUUGCCAAGCAACUCCGGCAGCAGAUCGAGGACGGGGAGAUCGAGAUCGAGCGCCUCAAGGCCGAGAUCGCAUCCCUGCUCAAGGACCACGAGCGCAUCCAGGCCAGCCAGAGCAGCGCGCCCAGUGAUGACGACAGUGACAUCAAGAAGAUCAAGAAGGUGCAGAGCUUCCUGCGGGGCUGGCUGUGCCGGAGGAAGUGGAAGACCAUCAUCCAGGACUACAUCAGGUCCCCCCACGCUGACAGCAUGCGCAAGAGGAACCAGGUGGUGUUCAGCAUGCUGGAGGCCGAGGCUGAGUACGUCCAGCAGCUCCACAUCCUCGUCAACAACUUCCUGCGGCCGCUGCGCAUGGCUGCCAGCUCCAAGAAACCGCCCAUCACUCACGACGAUGUCAGCAGCAUCUUCCUCAACAGUGAAACAAUCAUGUUUUUGCACCAAAUUUUCUACCAAGGCCUGAAGGCGCGGAUCUCCAGCUGGCCCACGCUGGUGCUGGCCGACCUGUUCGACAUCCUGCUGCCCAUGCUGAACAUCUACCAGGAGUUUGUGCGGAACCACCAGUACAGCCUGCAGAUCCUGGCGCACUGCAAGCAGAACAGGGACUUUGACAAGCUGCUCAAGCAUUACGAGGCCAAGCCUGACUGCGAGGAGAGGACCCUGGAGACCUUCCUCACCUACCCCAUGUUCCAGAUCCCCAGGUACAUCCUGACCCUGCACGAGCUGCUGGCCCACACGCCCCACGAGCACGUGGAGAGGAACAGCCUGGAUUACGCCAAGUCCAAGCUGGAAGAGCUGUCCAGGAUAAUGCACGAUGAAGUGAGCGAGACUGAAAAUAUUCGGAAAAACCUGGCAAUAGAGAGGAUGAUCAUCGAAGGGUGUGAGAUCCUGCUGGACACCAGCCAGACCUUCGUCAGACAAGGGUCCCUGAUCCAGGUGCCGAUGUCGGAGAAGGGGAAGAUCACCAGGGGCCGCCUGGGCUCGCUGUCGCUCAGGAAGGAGGGAGAGCGGCAGUGCUUCCUCUUCUCCAAGCACCUCAUCAUCUGCACCCGCGGCUCCGGGGGCAAGCUGCACCUCACCAAGAACGGGGUGAUCUCCCUCAUCGACUGCACGCUGGUGGAGGAGCCCGAGAGCACCGAUGAGGAUGCCAAAACAUCGGGACAAGACAUUGACCACCUUGACUUCAAAAUCGUGGUGGAGCCGAAAGAUUCCUCCUCUUUUACCGUUAUCCUCGUGGCCUCGUCCAGGCAGGAGAAGGCUGCGUGGACCAGUGACAUCAGCCAGUGCGUGGACAACAUCCGCUGCAACGGGCUGAUGAUGAACGCCUUCGAGGAGAACUCCAAGGUCACCGUGCCCCAGAUGAUCAAGUCUGAUGCCAGCUUGUAUUGUGAUGAUGUUGACAUUAGGUUCAGUAAAACGAUGAAUUCCUGCAAGGUCCUGCAGAUCCGCUAUGCCAGUGUGGAGCGGCUGCUGGAGAGGCUGACGGACCUGCGCUUCCUGAGCAUCGACUUCCUCAACACCUUCCUGCACUCCUACCGUGUCUUCACCACCGCCCUCGUCGUCCUCGACAAGCUCAUCACCAUCUACAAGAAGCCCAUCAGUGCCAUCCCUGCACGGUCCCUGGAGCUCCUGUUUGCAAACAGCCAGAACAACAAGCUGCUCUAUGGGGAGCCCCCCAAGUCCCCCAGAGCCAACCGCAAGUUCUCGUCGCCGCCGCCACUCUCCAUCACCAAAUCCUCGUCCCCCAGCCGCCGGAGGAAGCUGUCCCUCAACAUCCCCAUCAUCACCGGGGGCAAGGCGCUGGACCUGGCGGCGCUGAGCUGCUCCUCCAAUGGCUACGCCGGCGUCUACUCCUCCAUGGCCCCCUUCAGCAAGACCACUCUGGACAUCAACAAGCUCUACGUGUCCAGCGGCUAUCCCAAUAAAAUCCCAGACGAAGGAGAAGCGGCCUCGGAAAAGCAAGAGGAGUCGCUGCCAGGCAAGCAAAGCUCAGAGGUGUCUGUCAGGGAGGAGUCAGACACAGAUCCCAACCACAGCGAUGAAGCAGAAGCUGAAGCUUCCCCAACAAAAUCUCCAACGACUCCCAAGUCCAUCAAGUGCAAAAAUUCAUCAGAUUUCUCGCUGUUUUCCUACAACAAUGGCAUGGUCAUGACGUCCUGCCGGGACCUGGACAGCGCCCGCAGCGCCCUGUCUGCCACCUCUGCCUUCGCCAUCGCCACGGCGGGGGCCAACGAGGGCACCCCCACCAAGGAGAAAUACCGCAGGAUGUCCCUGGCCAGCGCAGGCUUCCCGACGGACCAGCGGAACGGGGACAAGGAGUUCGUGAUCCGCAGAGCGGCCACCAACCGUGUCCUCAACGUGCUGAGGCACUGGGUGUCCAAACACUCACAGGACUUUGAGACCAACGAGGAGCUGAAGUUCCGGGUGAUCAGCUUCCUGGAGGAGGUCAUCCAUGACCCUGAGCUCCUGACCCAGGAGAGGAAAGCAGCUGCCAACAUCAUCAGGACCCUGACGCAGGAGGAUCCAGGAGACAACCAGAUAACCCUGGAGGAGGUGGUGCAGAUGGCUGAGGGGGUCAAAGCAGAGCCCUUUGAAAACCACUCAGCCCUGGAGAUCGCAGAGCAGCUGACACUGCUGGAUCACCUGGUCUUCAAGAAGAUCCCAUAUGAAGAAUUCUUUGGGCAAGGCUGGAUGAAGCUGGAGAAGAAUGAGAGGACUCCAUACAUCAUGAAGAACACAAAGCACUUCAACGAUGUCAGCAACCUGAUCGCGUCGGAGAUCAUCCGCAACGAGGAGAUCAACGCGCGCGUCUGCGCCAUCGAGAAGUGGGUGGCGGUGGCCGACAUCUGCCGCUGCCUGCACAACUACAACGCCGUGCUGGAGAUCACCUCCUCCCUCAACCGCAGUGCCAUCUUCCGCCUCAAGAAAACCUGGCUCAAGGUGUCCAAGCAGACAAAGGCUCUGAUUGAUAAGCUCCAGAAGCUGGUGUCGUCAGAGGGCAGGUUCAAGAACCUGAGGGAGGCACUGAAAAAUUGUGACCCUCCUUGUGUCCCCUACCUGGGCAUGUACCUGACGGACCUGGCGUUCAUCGAGGAGGGCACCCCGAACUACACUGAGGAUGGCCUGGUGAACUUCUCCAAAAUGAGAAUGAUCUCACACAUCAUAAGGGAGAUCCGCCAGUUCCAGCAAACCUCCUACAAGAUCGAGCACCAGCCGAAGGUGACGCAGUACCUGCUGGACCAGUCGUGCGUGAUGGACGAGGAGAGCCUUUACGAAGCUUCUCUGCGAAUAGAGCCCAAGCUGCCUUCCUGA
Molecule: messenger RNA, 3771 nt
Organism: Cinclus cinclus
Lineage: Eukaryota; Metazoa; Chordata; Aves; Passeriformes; Cinclidae
Gene: RASGRF1
Product: Ras protein specific guanine nucleotide releasing factor 1
Exons: 27
Coding region: 1-3771 (1256 amino acids)
Biological process (GO): Ras protein signal transduction; positive regulation of GTPase activity
Cellular component (GO): plasma membrane
Molecular function (GO): protein binding; guanyl-nucleotide exchange factor activity
Source: RefSeq, a predicted model, not a curated record